This is a messenger RNA of Aspergillus udagawae, 384 nucleotides long. RefSeq lists its product as uncharacterized. Lineage: Eukaryota; Fungi; Ascomycota; Eurotiomycetes; Eurotiales; Aspergillaceae. The transcript has 2 exons. The record is from RefSeq and is a predicted model, not a curated record. Bases 1 to 384 code for a protein of 127 amino acids.
AUGUAUCUUCUUUUUUCCCAAUUCCAUCCUUACCUUGACACAUAUCGCCUUCUUCAACGCCAGCACCCCCCAAAAAGCGCUCUCGAGUCCCUACGCGUCCUCCAGCCAGGCGGCGUGUUAGCAGCCUCCUCCUGGGCCGAAACCGACUGGCUCAAGAUCCUGCGGACAAUCACGAAGAUCGACCCGGCGCGCAGCCCGCCCUCCAUCCCCGAGGACUGGGCGAAAGCAGGUAAUGUGGCAGCGCAGCUAGAGAUUGCGGGGUACUGCGACGUCGAGGUUCAUGAGGUCCCUGUUGAUAUACCGUUCCGCUCGUAUGCAUCGUUUGUGGAUGUGAUGAUGACGAGGGUUACGCAGAUGAUGACGGCGAGCCAAGUUUUGGAUUAG